Neopsephotus bourkii (Bourke's parrot) is the source of this 958-nucleotide messenger RNA. RefSeq names its product T-cell activation Rho GTPase-activating protein-like. Gene Ontology annotation, biological process: signal transduction. The coding region runs from base 398 to 958 and encodes 186 amino acids. The transcript has 3 exons. The record is from RefSeq and is a predicted model, not a curated record. Gene Ontology annotation, molecular function: GTPase activator activity. NCBI's taxonomy places the organism in Eukaryota, Metazoa, Chordata, Aves, Psittaciformes, Psittacidae.
CCUCCUCCAGAGAGAGGCUGUCCCCAGCACCUACCUGAGGGUCUGUCUCCAGCCCAGCAGCUCUCCUCCUCUGUGCCUUCAGGACCUGCUGGCUCUGCUCAAUGAGCAUGGCCCAUCCACAGAGGGGAUCUUCCAGCUGGCAGCCAGCCAGCGCGCCUGCCACGAGGUCAGGGAGGCCCUGGACAGCGGGGUGCUGGUGCAGCUGGAAAACCAGCCCGUGCUGCUGCUGGCUGUCCUCUUGAAGGUGAGCCCUGCUGACCCAGAGCCCUGCAGCUCCUGGCUCUCUUGGUGCUGAUGGGCACCUGUGGGAGCACAAGCACAAACCCAGCCACCUGCUCAUGAACCAGAGGGCUGGGGAUGCUGUGGGUGCUCCUGGGGGCAGUGGCCAAAGCCUCACAUGGAACCCUUGGCACUGCAGGACCGCCUCCGGAAGAUCAUCUCUAAGCUCCUCAACACCCAGCGGUUCAGGGAGUGGAUGAGUGCCAUGGAGAAGACCAGCAGGCAGGAGAGACUGGCAGCACUGAAAGGGGUGGCCAGCAAGUUACCAGAGGCCAACCUGCUCCUGCUCCUGCACUUGCUGUCGCUGCUUAGCAGCAUCAGCAGGAAUGUGGCCACAACCAAGACGACUGCUGAAAACCUGGCCAUCUGCCUGGCACCAAACCUCCUGAGCCCACCCGAUUAUCUGCCCCUGGAUGUCCUGGCUCUGGAGACAGGGAAGGUGACUCAGGUUGUUGAGUUCCUCAUUGACCACUAUGAGGAACUCUUUGGAGAGCAGGUGGCUGGGCUGGCCAGUGAGGGGGAUGAAGAGACACUAGCACCACAAGCAGAGCUGGAAUACAUUGUGCAGACUGCCUGCAGUUCUCAGUGUUGCUUCGAUGCCUUUCUGAAUUUUCUUUACCAUUUCUAUACAGACAUAAAGUUUCAAAUGCAUACAUGGCCAGUCUCUGUGUUUGAAUGA